This is a messenger RNA of Alexandromys fortis (reed vole), 13354 nucleotides long. It is a transcript of the gene Trrap, whose product is annotated as transformation/transcription domain associated protein. The record is from RefSeq and is a predicted model, not a curated record. The coding region runs from base 890 to 12475 and encodes 3861 amino acids. Gene Ontology annotation, cellular component: SAGA complex; nucleus; NuA4 histone acetyltransferase complex. Gene Ontology annotation, biological process: regulation of DNA-templated transcription; DNA repair. Gene Ontology annotation, molecular function: protein binding. Lineage: Eukaryota; Metazoa; Chordata; Mammalia; Rodentia; Cricetidae. The transcript is spliced from 71 exons.
UGUCCUGGAACUAGCUCUUGUAGACCAGGCUGGUCUCGAACUCAGAGAUCCGCCUGCCUUUGCCUCACAAGUGCUGGGAUUAAAGGCGUGCACCACCACCGCCCGGCUUGUCUACUGCUAAUUUUGUCUUGGAUGGAGGGUAUCAACUAUAAGCAGGACAAAUGUGGUUGUCUCGGGGUGACCUAGCUGCUUAACAAGCUGACAGUCCAUCUGCAACCUCCCCACCCCCAAAAAGCCUUCCUUGCCUCUUCCCGCUUGCAUCAACUAUGAAGACUCUCAGGUGGUUGAGACUAUAGAUCAGUAGUAGAACUUAGGCCUAGUGUAUGUGAAACCCCAAGUUCAACAUCCAGCAUUGCAGGAAGAGGGGAAAAAAAGACGUCUCAGAGAAGGGAAGUCCAGCCCUGAAGGCCACACAGGCACUCAGUCUAACUGCGGACGAACUGAAUAGGUAUUUCGGGUGUCCAUCACCCCUCAGCCUGGCCCCUGCGGGUUAAAAGGAUUUAGGGAUCACGAAUCUUGAAGCUGCAGCAGCUCACAGCCCCUCAGGCCUGGGUGCUUCCCAGGUAGGUAGGUCACCCCAAGGCGAUGAUUUAAAAGGACAGCUCGCCCAUCCAGGCCACAGCCGCCCUCCCUGCCCCGCCGCCCGCCCAAGCCGCACCCACUUGGGGGCGGUGCAUCCUGGCUCAGUUCUCGGUGGGCGGACGCCGCGGCUUUAAGUAGGGGCGGGACUGAACGCAGAGCAGCGGCGGCGGCGACGGAGACGACGGAGAGGACGGAGAGUUCGCCGGCGGCCUGGAUCCGAUACAGGAAGCCAGCUGGCAGGUCCCGGCUGGGUGAGCUCAUGGACUUGGUGCUUUAGUUUUGAGAAAGAAACAAACACAGAAGAAAGAUGGCGUUUGUUGCAACCCAGGGGGCCACGGUGGUUGACCAAACCACUCUGAUGAAGAAAUACCUUCAGUUUGUGGCAGCUCUCACAGAUGUAAAUACACCCGAUGAAACGAAGUUGAAAAUGAUGCAGGAAGUGAGUGAAAACUUUGAGAACGUCACGUCGUCUCCUCAGUAUUCUACAUUCCUGGAACAUAUCAUCCCUCGAUUUCUUACCUUUCUCCAAGAUGGAGAAGUCCAGUUUCUUCAGGAGAAGCCAGCCCAGCAACUGCGGAAGCUAGUACUCGAAAUACUUCACAGGAUACCGACCAAUGAGCAUCUACGUCCUCAUACGAAAAACGUUCUGUCUGUGAUGUUUCGAUUUUUAGAGACUGAAAAUGAAGAAAAUGUUCUUAUUUGUCUAAGAAUAAUUAUUGAACUGCACAAACAGUUCAGGCCACCAAUCACGCAAGAAAUUCAUCACUUUUUGGAUUUUGUGAAACAAAUUUACAAGGAGCUUCCAAAAGUUGUGAACCGCUACUUUGAGAAUCCUCAGGGGAUCCCUGAAAACACAGUACCUCCUCCAGAAAUGGUGGGCAUGAUCACGACAAUUGCUGUGAAGGUCAAUCCUGAGCGGGAAGACAGCGAGACACGGACGCACUCCAUCAUUCCCCGAGGAUCACUUUCUCUGAAAGUCCUGGCCGAGCUGCCCAUCAUUGUUGUACUAAUGUACCAGCUGUACAAACUGAACAUCCACAAUGUCGUUGCCGAGUUUGUGCCCUUGAUCAUGAAUACCAUCGCCAUCCAGGUCUCUGCACAAGCCAGGCAACAUAAGCUUUACAACAAGGAACUGUAUGCUGACUUCAUUGCUGCUCAGAUCAAAACGUUGUCAUUUUUAGCCUAUAUCAUCAGAAUUUACCAGGAGCUAGUGACCAAGUACUCUCAGCAGAUGGUGAAAGGCAUGCUCCAGUUGCUUUCCAAUUGCCCAGCGGAGACUGCACACCUCAGGAAAGAGCUCCUCAUUGCUGCCAAGCACAUCCUCACCACGGAGCUGAGAAACCAGUUCAUCCCCUGCAUGGACAAGCUGUUUGAUGAAUCCAUCCUGAUUGGCUCUGGAUACACAGCACGGGAGACGCUCAGACCCCUCGCCUACAGCACACUUGCUGACCUUGUACACCACGUUCGCCAGCACCUGCCCCUCAGUGACCUGUCCCUCGCCGUCCAGCUCUUUGCCAAGAACAUCGAUGAUGAGUCCCUGCCCAGUAGCAUCCAGACCAUGUCCUGCAAACUCCUGCUGAACCUGGUGGACUGCAUCCGCUCCAAGAGUGAGCAGGAGAGUGGCAACGGCAGAGACGUCUUGAUGCGGAUGCUGGAGGUUUUUGUCCUCAAGUUCCAUACUAUUGCCCGGUACCAGCUCUCAGCCAUUUUUAAGAAAUGCAAGCCUCAGUCUGAACUGGGAGCUACAGAAGCCACGCUGCCUGGGGUGCCCACGGCCCCUGCUGCCCCUGGCCCAGCACCUUCCCCAGCCCCUGUGCCUACCCCUGCUCCCCCUCCUCCCCCGCCCCCAACCCCAGCCACCCCAGUCACCCCAGCCCCUGUGCCCCCAUUUGAAAAACAAGGAGAAAAGGACAAGGAAGAUAAGCAGACAUUCCAAGUCACAGACUGCCGGAGUUUGGUGAAAACCUUGGUCUGCGGCGUCAAGACCAUCACGUGGGGCAUAACGUCAUGUAAAGCACCUGGUGAAGCUCAGUUUAUUCCUAACAAGCAGCUACAACCCAAAGAAACUCAGAUUUACAUCAAACUUGUGAAGUAUGCAAUGCAAGCCUUGGAUAUUUAUCAGGUCCAGAUCGCAGGAAAUGGACAGACAUACAUCCGAGUAGCCAACUGCCAGACUGUGCGAAUGAAAGAAGAGAAGGAGGUGCUGGAGCACUUCGCUGGAGUCUUCACCAUGAUGAACCCCCUGACGUUCAAGGAGAUCUUCCAGACUACGGUCCCUUACAUGGUGGAAAGGAUCUCAAAAAAUUACGCUCUUCAGAUUGUUGCCAACUCUUUCUUGGCAAAUCCUACUACCUCGGCUCUGUUUGCCACAAUCCUGGUGGAGUACCUCCUGGACCGGCUGCCAGAAAUGGGCUCCAAUGUGGAACUCUCCAACUUGUACCUCAAGCUGUUCAAGUUGGUCUUCGGAUCAGUGUCCCUGUUUGCAGCCGAAAACGAGCAGAUGCUGAAGCCUCACCUGCACAAGAUCGUGAACAGCUCCAUGGAGCUGGCGCAGACCGCCAAGGAGCCCUACAACUACUUCCUCCUGCUCCGUGCCCUCUUCCGCUCCAUAGGAGGCGGCAGCCAUGACCUCCUGUAUCAGGAGUUUCUGCCUCUCCUCCCAAACCUCCUCCAAGGCCUGAACAUGUUGCAGAGUGGCCUGCAUAAGCAACACAUGAAGGACCUCUUUGUGGAGCUGUGUCUCACAGUGCCGGUGCGGCUGAGCUCUCUGCUGCCCUAUCUGCCCAUGUUGAUGGAUCCCUUGGUGUCUGCCCUCAAUGGGUCUCAGACGUUGGUCAGCCAAGGGCUGAGGACCUUGGAGUUGUGUGUAGACAACCUGCAACCAGAUUUCCUCUAUGACCACAUUCAACCUGUGCGGGCAGAGCUCAUGCAGGCUUUGUGGCGCACGCUGCGCAACCCUGCAGACAGCAUCUCCCACGUAGCCUACCGUGUGCUUGGGAAGUUUGGCGGCAGCAACAGGAAAAUGUUGAAGGAGUCUCAGAAGCUGCACUAUGUUGUGACUGAAGUUCAAGGCCCCAGCAUUACUGUGGAGUUCUCUGAUUGCAAAGCCUCUCUCCAGCUUCCCAUGGAGAAGGCCAUCGAGACCGCCCUGGACUGCCUGAAAAGUGCCAACACAGAGCCCUACUACCGGAGGCAGGCUUGGGAGGUGAUCAGGUGCUUCCUGGUGGCCAUGAUGAGCCUGGAGGACAACAAGCAUGCGCUCUACCAGCUGCUGGCACACCCCAACUUUACAGAAAAGACCAUUCCCAAUGUCAUCAUAUCACACCGCUACAAAGCCCAGGACACUCCAGCCCGGAAGACGUUUGAACAGGCUCUGACAGGGGCGUUCAUGUCAGCAGUCAUCAAAGACUUGCGACCCAGCGCCCUGCCCUUCGUAGCCAGCUUGAUCCGCCACUACACCAUGGUAGCCGUGGCGCAGCAGUGUGGUCCUUUCUUGCUACCUUGCUACCAGGUGGGCAGCCAGCCCAGCACAGCCAUGUUCCACAGUGAAGAGAAUGGGUCCAAAGGAAUGGAUCCCUUGGUCCUUAUUGAUGCGAUAGCUAUCUGUAUGGCCUAUGAAGAGAAGGAGCUGUGCAAAAUUGGGGAGGUGGCCUUGGCUGUGAUAUUCGAUGUGGCCAGCAUCAUCCUGGGCUCCAAGGAGAGGGCAUGCCAACUGCCCCUCUUCUCGUACAUCGUGGAGCGCUUGUGCGCUUGCUGCUAUGAGCAGGCCUGGUAUGCGAAGCUGGGAGGUGUGGUGUCCAUUAAGUUUCUCAUGGAGCGGCUUCCUCUCACGUGGGUUCUCCAGAACCAGCAGACAUUCCUCAAAGCUUUGCUCUUUGUUAUGAUGGACCUGACUGGAGAGGUUUCCAAUGGAGCAGUCGCCAUGGCGAAGACCACCCUGGAGCAGCUCCUGAUGAGGUGCGCAACACCUCUAAAAGACGAGGAGAGAGCCGAAGAGAUUGUGGUGGCUCAGGAGAAAUCUUUUCACCAUGUGACCCACGAUUUAGUUCGUGAAGUAACCUCUCCAAACUCAACUGUGAGGAAGCAAGCCAUGCAUUCGCUGCAGGUCCUGGCCCAGGUCACUGGGAAAAGUGUGACAGUGAUUAUGGAGCCACAUAAAGAGGUCCUUCAGGACAUGGUCCCACCAAAGAAGCACCUGUUGCGUCACCAACCUGCCAAUGCACAGAUCGGCCUGAUGGAGGGCAACACAUUCUGUACCACGCUGCAGCCUCGGCUCUUCACAAUGGAUCUCAAUGUAGUGGAGCACAAGGUGUUCUACACAGAGCUGCUGAAUUUGUGUGAGGCCGAGGAUUCGGCUCUGACGAAGCUGCCCUGUUACAAAAGCCUGCCGUCCCUGGUGCCUUUACGGAUUGCAGCAUUAAAUGCCCUUGCUGCCUGCAAUUACCUUCCUCAGUCCAGGGAGAAAAUCAUUGCGGCGCUCUUCAAAGCCCUCAACUCCACCAACAGUGAGCUGCAGGAGGCCGGAGAAGCCUGUAUGCGGAAGUUUUUGGAAGGUGCCACCAUAGAAGUAGAUCAGAUUCAUACACACAUGCGGCCUUUGCUGAUGAUGCUGGGAGAUUAUCGGAGCUUGACCCUGAAUGUCGUGAAUCGGCUGACCUCUGUUACUCGGCUCUUCCCCAAUUCCUUCAAUGAUAAGUUUUGCGAUCAGAUGAUGCAACAUCUGCGCAAGUGGAUGGAAGUGGUGGUCAUCACCCACAAAGGCGGCCAGAGGAGUGACGGAAACGAAAUGAAGAUUUGCUCAGCGAUUAUAAACCUUUUCCAUCUGAUCCCAGCUGCACCUCAAACGCUGGUCAAACCUUUGCUAGAGGUUGUAAUGAAGACGGAGCGCGCCAUGCUGAUUGAGGCGGGCAGCCCAUUCAGAGAGCCUCUUAUCAAGUUUCUGACGCGCCAUCCCUCGCAGACAGUGGAGCUUUUCAUGAUGGAAGCAACAUUGAAUGACCCCCAGUGGAGCCGAAUGUUCAUGAGUUUCUUAAAACAUAAAGAUGCCAGACCUCUGAGGGACGUGUUGGCAGCAAACCCCAACAGGUUCAUCACCCUGCUGCUGCCUGGUGGAGCACAGACGGCAGUCCGCCCUGGCUCACCCAGCACCAGUAACAUGCGCCUGGACCUCCAGUUCCAGGCCAUCAAGAUCAUAAGCAUCAUAGUUAAAAAUGAUGACGCCUGGCUGGCCAAUCAGCACUCUCUGGUGAGCCAGCUGAGGAGAGUGUGGGUAAGCGAGAACUUUCAAGAAAGACACCGCAAAGAGAACAUGGCUGCCACCAACUGGAAAGAGCCCAAGCUUCUGGCCUUCUGUCUGCUGAACUAUUGCAAAAGGAACUAUGGAGAUAUAGAGCUGCUGUUCCAGCUACUCCGAGCCUUCACUGGUCGCUUCCUCUGCAACAUGACCUUCUUGAAAGAGUAUAUGGAAGAAGAGAUCCCCAAAAAUUACAGCAUCGCUCAAAAGCGUGCCCUCUUCUUCCGCUUCGUAGAGUUUAAUGACCCCAACUUUGGAGAUGAGCUGAAAGCAAAGGUUCUGCAGCAUAUCUUGAAUCCUGCUUUCUUGUACAGCUUUGAGAAGGGGGAAGGAGAACAGCUCUUAGGACCUCCUAAUCCAGAAGGAGACAACCCAGAGAGCAUUACCAGUGUGUUUAUAACCAAGGUCCUGGACCCUGAGAAACAAGCAGAUAUGCUGGAUUCCCUGCGUAUCUACCUCCUGCAGUAUGCCACAUUGCUGGUGGAGCAUGCGCCCCACCACAUCCAUGACAACAACAAGAACCGCAACAGCAAACUGCGCCGUCUGAUGACCUUCGCGUGGCCCUGUCUGCUCUCCAAGGCUUGUGUGGAUCCUGCCUGCAAAUACAGCGGGCACCUGCUGUUGGCACACAUCAUUGCCAAAUUCGCCAUCCAUAAGAAAAUCGUCCUCCAGGUUUUCCACAGUCUUCUAAAGGCUCACGCAAUGGAAGCCCGCGCGAUCGUGAGACAAGCAAUGGCCAUUUUGACCCCAGCGGUGCCAGCCCGCAUGGAGGAUGGACACCAGAUGCUGACGCACUGGACCAGGAAGAUCAUCGUGGAGGAAGGCCACACGGUUCCACAGCUGGUGCACAUUCUUCACCUCAUCGUGCAGCAUUUUAAAGUGUAUUACCCGGUGCGGCACCACUUGGUACAGCACAUGGUCAGUGCCAUGCAGAGGCUGGGUUUCACUCCCAGCGUCACCAUUGAGCAGAGACGGUUGGCUGUGGACCUGUCUGAGGUUGUUAUCAAGUGGGAACUGCAGAGGAUCAAGGACCAGCAGCCGGAUUCUGACAUGGACCCAAACUCUAGUGGAGAGGGUGUCAACUCUGUGUCGUCCAUUAAGAGAGGACUGUCUGUAGAUUCUGCGCAGGAGGUGAAACGCUUCAGGGCAGCCACCGGGGCCAUCAGUGCAGUGUUUGGGAGGAGCCAGUCCCUGCCAGGAGCCGACUCUCUUCUUGCCAAGCCCAUUGAUAAGCAGCACACGGACACCGUGGUAAACUUCCUCAUCCGAGUGGCUUGCCAGGUCAACGACAACACCAACACCGCAGGGUCACCUGGAGAGGUGCUCUCUCGUCGCUGUGUGAAUCUUCUCAAGACCGCUUUACGACCGGAUAUGUGGUGCAAGUCCGAGCUCAAACUACAGUGGUUUGACAAGCUGCUGAUGACCGUGGAGCAGCCGAACCAGGUGAACUAUGGGAAUAUCUGCACAGGACUGGAAGUGCUGAACUUCCUGCUAACUGUGCUGCAGUCACCAGCCAUCCUCAGUAGCUUCAAGCCCCUGCAGCGGGGCAUCGCCGCCUGCAUGACCUGUGGGAACACCAAAGUGCUGCGAGCCGUCCACAGCCUCCUCUCUCGCCUGAUGAGCAUUUUCCCUACAGAGCCAAGCACUUCAAGCGUGGCCUCCAAGUACGAAGAGCUGGAGUGCCUCUACGCAGCUGUCGGGAAGGUCAUCUACGAGGGGCUCACUAACUAUGAGAAGGCCACCAAUGCCAACCCCUCGCAACUCUUCGGGACACUUAUGAUCCUCAAGUCGGCCUGUUGCAACAACCCAAGCUACAUCGACAGGCUGAUCUCUGUCUUUAUGCGCUCCCUCCAGAAGAUGGUCCGAGAGCAUUUAAAUCCUCAGGCAGCAUCUGGGAGCACUGAAGCAACUGCAGCUGGAACAAGUGAGCUGGUGAUGCUGAGCUUGGAGCUUGUGAAGACUCGGCUGGCGGUGAUGAGCAUGGAGAUGCGGAAGAACUUCAUCCAGACCAUCCUGACCUCCCUCAUCGAGAAAUCCCCAGAUGCCAAGAUCCUCCGAGCUGUGGUGAAGAUCGUGGAGGAGUGGGUUAAGAAUAAUUCCCCAAUGGCAGCCAAUCAGACACCUACACUCCGGGAGAAGUCGAUCUUGCUCGUGAAAAUGAUGACUUACAUAGAGAAACGCUUCCCAGAAGACCUUGAACUAAAUGCCCAGUUUUUGGACCUUGUUAACUAUGUUUACAGGGAUGAGGCACUUUCUGGCAGUGAGCUGACUGCAAAGCUUGAGCCCGCCUUUCUGUCUGGGCUUCGUUGUGCCCAGCCAUUGAUCAGGGCCAAGUUUUUCGAGGUUUUUGACAACUCUAUAAAACGCCGUGUCUAUGAGCGCCUGCUGUAUAUCACCUGUUCCCAGAAUUGGGAAGCCAUGGGAAGCCAUUUCUGGAUCAAGCAGUGCAUUGAGCUCCUCCUGGCCGUGUGUGAGAAGAGCACGGCCAUCGGUACCAGCUGCCAGGGAGCUAUGCUUCCAUCCAUUACCAAUGUCAUCAACCUGGCCGACAGCCAUGACCGGGCCGCCUUUGCCAUGGUCACACACGUCAAACAGGAGCCUCGGGAGCGAGAGAACAGUGAGUCUAAAGAGGAGGAAGUAGAGAUAGAUAUUGAGCUGGCUCCUGGUGACCAGACCAGCACACCCAAAACCAAAGAGCUUUCUGAGAAGGACAUCGGGAACCAGCUGCACAUGCUCACCAACAGACACGACAAGUUUCUCGAUACUCUCCGGGAAGUGAAGACGGGGGCGCUGCUCAGUGCCUUUGUCCAGCUGUGCCACAUUUCUACAACGCUGGCCGAGAAGACCUGGGUCCAGCUCUUCCCGAGGCUGUGGAAAAUCCUCUCCGACAGACAGCAGCACGCACUGGCAGGAGAGAUCAGCCCAUUCCUGUGCAGUGGCAGUCACCAGGUGCAGCGUGAUUGUCAGCCAAGUGCAUUAAACUGCUUUGUGGAAGCCAUGUCCCAGUGUGUCCCCCCAAUUCCCAUGCGACCCUGCGUGCUGAAGUAUCUGGGGAAGACUCACAACCUUUGGUUCCGUUCAACGUUGAUGCUAGAGCACCAGGCCUUUGAGAAGGGGCUGAGUCUGCCGAUCAAACCUAAGCAAACGGCCGAGUUUUACGAGCAGGAGAGCAUAACGCCACCUCAGCAGGAGAUACUGGAUUCCCUUGCUGAGCUGUACUCCCUGUUACAAGAGGAAGACAUGUGGGCCGGCCUGUGGCAGAAGCGCUGCAAGUUCUCGGAGACGGCAACCGCCAUUGCUUAUGAGCAGCACGGCUUCUUUGAGCAGGCCCAAGAAUCCUACGAAAAGGCAAUGGACAAAGCCAAAAAGGAACAUGAGCGGAGUAACGCCUCCCCUGCCAUUUUCCCUGAGUACCAGCUGUGGGAGGACCACUGGAUUAGGUGCUCAAAGGAGCUGAACCAGUGGGAAGCCUUGACUGAGUUCGGCCAGUCCAAAGGCCACAUAAAUCCCUACCUGGUCCUGGAAUGUGCAUGGAGGGUGUCCAACUGGACUGCCAUGAAGGAGGCACUGGUGCAGGUGGAGGUCAGCUGUCCGAAGGAGAUGGCGUGGAAGGUGAACAUGUACCGAGGAUACCUGGCCAUCUGCCACCCCGAGGAGCAGCAGCUCAGUUUCAUAGAGCGCCUGGUGGAAAUGGCCAGCAGCCUGGCCAUCCGUGAGUGGCGGCGGCUGCCCCAUGUGGUGUCCCACGUGCACACACCUCUUCUGCAGGCUGCCCAGCAGAUCAUUGAGCUUCAGGAAGCUGCACAGAUAAAUGCAGGCCUGCAGCCCACCAACCUGGGCAGGAACAACAGCCUCCACGACAUGAAGACGGUGGUGAAGACCUGGAGGAACCGGCUGCCUAUCGUGUCUGACGACUUGUCCCACUGGAGCAGCGUCUUCAUGUGGCGGCAGCACCAUUACCAGGGUAAACCGACCUGGUCCGGCAUGCAUUCAUCAUCUAUUGUAACUGCGUAUGAAAAUAGCUCUCACCACGACCCAAGUUCCAAUAAUGCCAUGCUUGGAGUCCAUGCUUCAGCCUCAGCCAUCAUCCAGUACGGGAAAAUUGCCCGGAAGCAAGGUCUAGUUAAUGUGGCACUGGAUAUACUGAGCCGUAUUCAUACCAUCCCUACUGUUCCCAUCGUGGAUUGCUUCCAGAAGAUUCGACAGCAAGUGAAAUGCUACCUCCAGCUGGCAGGAGUGAUGGGCAAAAAUGAGUGCAUGCAGGGCCUUGAAGUUAUUGAGUCCACAAACCUGAAAUACUUCACGAAGGAGAUGACAGCUGAGUUCUACGCUCUGAAGGGAAUGUUCCUGGCUCAGAUAAACAAAUCAGAGGAAGCCAACAAAGCAUUCUCAGCAGCUGUGCAGAUGCAUGAUGUGCUGGUGAAGGCGUGGGCCAUGUGGGGUGACUACCUGGAGAGCAUUUUCGUGAAGGAGCGGCAGCUGCACCUGGGUGUGUCUGCCAUCACCUGCUACCUUCAUGCUUGCCGGCACCAGAACGAGAGCAAAUCUAGGAAGUACUUGGCCAAGGUGUUGUGGCUUCUGAGUUUUGAUGAUGACAAGAAUACACUGGCGGAUGCUGUGGACAAAUACUGCAUCGGUGUGCCCCCCAUCCAGUGGCUGGCAUGGAUUCCACAGCUCCUCACCUGCCUGGUGGGCUCCGAGGGCAAGCUGCUCCUCAACCUCAUCAGCCAGCAGGUUGGACGAGUGUAUCCGCAAGCAGUCUACUUUCCCAUCCGAACUCUGUACCUGACCCUGAAGAUCGAGCAGAGAGAGCGCUAUAAGAGUGAUUCUGGACAACAGCAGCCCAGUUCAGUGGGUAACCAGUCCCAUUCUGCAUCAGAUCCAGGGCCCAUAAGAGCAACAGCACCCAUGUGGCGCUGCAGCCGCAUCAUGCACAUGCAGCGGGAGCUUCACCCCACCCUCCUGUCUUCCCUGGAAGGCAUCGUCGACCAGAUGGUCUGGUUCAGAGAGAACUGGCACGAGGAGGUGCUCAGGCAGCUCCAGCAGGGCCUGGCAAAAUGUUACUCUGUCGCCUUUGAAAAGAGCGGCGCUGUAUCGGACGCCAAGAUUACCCCUCACACGCUUAACUUUGUCAAGAAGCUGGUGAGCACUUUCGGAGUGGGCCUGGAGAACGUGUCCAACGUAUCAACCAUGUUCUCCAGUGCGGCCUCUGAGUCUCUGGCCCGCCGGGCACAAGCCACAGCCCAGGACCCCGUCUUCCAGAAGCUGAAGGGCCAGUUCACCACAGAUUUUGACUUUAGUGUCCCAGGAUCCAUGAAGCUUCAUAAUCUCAUUUCAAAAUUGAAAAAGUGGAUCAAAAUCCUUGAAGCUAAAACCAAGCAGCUUCCCAAAUUCUUCCUCAUAGAAGAAAAGUGCCGGUUCUUGAGCAAUUUCUCAGCUCAGACAGCCGAAGUGGAGAUUCCUGGGGAGUUUUUGAUGCCUAAGCCAACGCAUUACUACAUCAAGAUCGCUCGCUUCAUGCCCCGAGUGGAGAUUGUCCAGAAGCACAACACAGCGGCCCGCAGGCUCUACAUCCGGGGACACAACGGCAAGAUCUACCCGUACCUGGUCAUGAAUGAUGCCUGCCUCACCGAGUCACGGCGGGAGGAGCGUGUGCUGCAGCUGCUUCGCCUGCUGAACCCUUGCCUGGAGAAGAGAAAGGAGACCACCAAGAGGCACUUGUUCUUCACAGUUCCUCGGGUUGUGGCUGUGUCCCCACAGAUGCGUCUCGUGGAAGACAACCCCUCCUCGCUUUCCCUCGUGGAAAUCUACAAGCAGCGCUGUGCCAAGAAAGGCAUCGAGCACGACAACCCCAUCUCCCGUUACUAUGACAGGCUGGCCACAGUGCAGGCACGGGGAACGCAGGCCAGUCACCAGGUCCUCCGAGACAUUCUCAAAGAGGUCCAGAGCAACAUGGUCCCCCGCAGCAUGCUGAAGGAGUGGGCCCUGCACACCUUCCCCAACGCUACAGACUACUGGACCUUCCGGAAGAUGUUCACCAUCCAGCUGGCGCUCAUCGGCUUCGCAGAGUUCGUCCUGCAUCUCAAUAGACUCAACCCUGAGAUGUUACAGAUUGCUCAGGAUACGGGCAAGCUGAACGUCGCUUACUUCCGAUUUGACAUAAAUGAUGCAACUGGGGACUUAGAUGCCAACCGUCCGGUCCCUUUCCGCCUCACACCCAACAUUUCUGAGUUCCUGACCACCAUUGGUGUCUCCGGCCCACUGACUGCCUCCAUGAUUGCUGUUGCACGGUGCUUUGCCCAGCCCAACUUCAAGGUGGAUGGCAUUCUGAAAACUGUGCUCCGGGACGAGAUCAUUGCUUGGCACAAAAAGACCCAGGAGGACACUUCCUCUCCACUGUCGGCCGCCGGGCAGCCUGAGAACAUGGACAGCCAGCAGCUGGUCUCCUUGGUUCAGAAAGCCGUCACUGCCAUCAUGACCCGCCUGCACAACUUGGCCCAGUUUGAUGGCGGGGAGAGCAAGGUGAACACCCUGGUGGCCGCCGCCAAUAGCCUGGACAACCUAUGUCGCAUGGACCCUGCCUGGCACCCAUGGCUCUGACCUCAGCUCUCACCCCCCCAGAAUGUGAAAUGUGCCUCUCAGCCUCUGAACCCAUGGCUGUUGAGACCUCACUCUGCCUUGUUACCCCCUUUAGUUCCUUUCCCAGUAGUUUGUGUGUGUGUGUGUGUGUGUGUGUGUGUGUGUGUGUGUGUGUGUGUGUGGAAGAGCGUGAGGUUUGUCCUGGAGAGAGCCCCCUGCACACAAGAUGGCCAGGCCAUUAGAGAUGGCAGAGCCCAACAAAGCAGCUUCUGAGAUGCUUUUAAUUAAGGAUUCCCAGAUUGGGAUUUCCUCCUGUGGUACUCUUGCCUGGAGUGACAGGCAGGUUGAGAAGGUCCCUGUACCCCCUUACCAUCCAGAAACUACACUUCUGAGCAGCUGCGUGCUGUGCAGACCUUCAACAGGGUCCAGGAAAUCCACAGGGUUAGAGAAGCAGGAAUCAGGAGCAGGCAGACAGGCAGGCUUUCUCCUCUGGCACAGAUUGUCACUCUGUCUGUCACUGGCUUUGGGGAGUCUCACCAAGUCUCUGAUGUGGCUCAGUGCGCCUGCAUCGCCUGCCCUGCGGGGAAAGCUGUGCAUGGCCUCAUGGAUUCCAAUUCAGUGGGGCAGAAACGGAACUGUGGAGCCAGCAGGCCAACCUUGCAAUUUCUGCUGCUGGCUUGUUGGAUCUCUUUUAGAAAUUUGCUAUCAUUGUACCAGGAAAAAAAAAAAAAAGACAAAUCAUUUUGUUUUUCCUUCCUAACUUGAAACGAAAGUGGUGAGAGUUUGUCCCUUUUGGUCUCUGUUACGUUGACAUUUUUAUAAAUCUGAGCAUUGAGAAGGUUCUAGCUAAAUUUGUACAGUGUGAUUUUUUUUUUUUAGAAUAAAUAUUUUAUAAAAGUA